AUGAAUAGUACUAACUAUAUACCUACAGAAGUCGAUGGCAAGAUGAACAAGCUGCAAAGUACAAGUUCUGGUGAAAUACAUCAAGCUUCGCCAUUAACUACUGAAGAAAUAUUUCAUAUUCUUCGUCACGAAUCAAUGCAGGUAAUAACUAAUGAAGGGCUGGCUCGUCGAGUAUUCUUUUGGCUAUCUCUUUUUUGUGGUCUUGAAGGUGGCGACGCCGGAAGAAUUAAUAUUGGCGACAUAUCAAGGAGUAAAGAUGGUGGACUUUGUCUUGGAUUUACAAAUCAACGUGAAGCACGAAAAUUUCUCAUUCCGCCCGACUCACCAAAUAAUUAUUUUAAGCCUGUUCAUGACAUUAUAUUCAUGAUCGCUUUGCGACCAAACGAAGCUUGUGAAUCUUUUUUCUUGGAAACAACACGAGCGAAAAAGGAUUUACAAGAUAAUAUUUGGUUUAAAAAAAGUGCAAUGGGAAAAAACAAACUAUAUACGAUGAUGACAAAAAUAGCAGAACUCACGAGUGUCUAUUUUGAUAAUGGGCGUAAAAUUUGUAAUGAACCGAUUCAACGACUCGAAGAUCUUAAGGAGGAGGAUUAUGAUGAUAAAGAUCAUUCUCACAUUUCCAAACCAUCACGUAUUCCUCGACCCUCACGAUCAAGACAACAUUCUGCACCAUCACGUAUUCCUCGACCCUCACGAUCAAGACAACAUUUUGCACAAUCAAGAACACCUUUAACUGAGAUUUCCAAUCGCUUCUCACCUCCAAAUGCUCAAGAUAUCAUUAAUACAUGUAAUAAUGCAAUUCGUGAUAAAGAAAUCCACUAUCAUUUCCAUUAUCACUUUGAAAAAUAA
Ambispora gerdemannii is the source of this 849-nucleotide messenger RNA. Lineage: Eukaryota; Fungi; Glomeromycota; Glomeromycetes; Archaeosporales; Ambisporaceae. The record is from the annotation of a GenBank genome assembly.